AUGUCGGGCCGCGGCAAGGGCAAGUCUGGCAAGAAGCCGGUGUCUCGCAGCUCCAAGGCCGGGCUACAGUUCCCUGUGGGCCGUAUCGCCCGCUACCUGAAGAAGGGCCGGUACGCCACCCGUGUCGGUGCAGGCGCGCCCGUCUACCUGGCCGCCGUGCUUGAGUACCUCGCCGCCGAGGUGCUGGAGCUGUCGGGCAACGCCGCGCGCGACAACAAGAAGAACCGCAUCCUGGCCAUCCGCAACGACGAGGAGCUGUCCAAGCUGCUGGGCGGCGUGACCAUCGCAUCCGGCGGCGUGCUGCCCAAUAUCCACGGCGUGCUGCUGCCCAAGACCAAGGGCAAGAAGGGCAAGGACGAGGCCGAGUAA
Monoraphidium neglectum is the source of this 369-nucleotide messenger RNA. Its product is annotated as Histone H2A. Bases 1 to 369 code for a protein of 122 amino acids. The record is from RefSeq and is a predicted model, not a curated record. Lineage: Eukaryota; Viridiplantae; Chlorophyta; Chlorophyceae; Sphaeropleales; Selenastraceae. Gene Ontology annotation, molecular function: protein heterodimerization activity; DNA binding; structural constituent of chromatin. Gene Ontology annotation, cellular component: nucleosome. The transcript is spliced from 3 exons.